AUGUCUGAACUUCCUCAAUUCAUAAAAAAUUUCGGAAGAAUGAGAUUAUGCAAAGUUGCCUUCCCAUUACCUAAAUAAGAAGAAUAACCAAAGGAAGAAAAACUAAAAGAAUAAAACCAAAAGAGGAAAAACAAAAAUAAAAAAGUAAAAGGAAUAAAACCAAAGGAAGGAGAAAAGCCAAAGGAAACAUAAAAAUAAAAAACAUAAGACGAUAAUGAGCCACUUCCUGAAAAGAAAAAGAAUCCUUUAGAUUUACUUCCUCCACUCCAUUCAAUAUUGAUGACUAUAAAAGAGCCAUCUUUGCUGAAAAUGAUAUUCCCAAGAAUAUUUAAUAACUCUUCACUUAAGUUGACGCUAAAGGCGGGGUCUUUAUGGAUUGUCACCUAUAAUAAAUCUCAAAAUGAAGGUAAAUAACUUAUUUUAACAAAUAAUUUGAUGAAAGGAUUUAUUGAUUAAAGAUUGGAUAAAAUUUUAGAAAAUACUCUUUUGCUAUUCAUGGUGUUUAUGGUGAUGAACCAAAUUUGAAAAUCAGAGAAGAAUGGCUUUGAAAAGGAAUUAAAGUCCCAUAAGAAUGUUUAAUAAUUAUAAUUAAUAUGUUUUUAAAAGAUCCUGUCGCUCAUGAUUACCUCGUUUUCAGAAGUAUCGACAUUAACAGUAAGUAUGAUAAGAAUGAUUUCACUGAACUUUUGGUGAACUAAGAAGAAGAUGUAACCAAAAGAAGCGGAUCUUAAAGCCAGAAGCUUGAUGUUUCGGAUGACAAUAAAAUAUUCAUA
This is a messenger RNA of Paramecium tetraurelia, 773 nucleotides long. RefSeq lists its product as uncharacterized. Lineage: Eukaryota; Ciliophora; Oligohymenophorea; Peniculida; Parameciidae. Gene Ontology annotation, biological process: translational elongation. The record is from RefSeq and is a predicted model, not a curated record. Gene Ontology annotation, molecular function: translation elongation factor activity. The transcript is spliced from 2 exons.